Acanthosepion pharaonis is the source of this 567-nucleotide messenger RNA. The record is from the annotation of a GenBank genome assembly. Lineage: Eukaryota; Metazoa; Mollusca; Cephalopoda; Sepiida; Sepiidae.
AUGUUUCUUAUUUCCGAGUCUGUUAUUUUAUUUUAUUUCUUAUCUAAUUUGCUUCUAUUUAUUUUCUUCGUUCCCCAUUUUCUUUAUUCACUUCCCAUUAUCCUAUAUCUUCUCUUUUCUCCUCUCUUUCCUCCACCUUUCAUUAUUUCCUUCCCUCUUUUCUGUCGUUCUCUCAUUCUUUCUCUAAUUAGGUGUCCCGCAUUCUUCUCUUUUGUCCACUUUCUUUUCUUCGUCAUUUUUUUUGCUAGUCUUCCUUGUAUCUUUAUUUCUUAUAUAUGUCACUCUCUUCCUCUCUCUCUCUUUCUCUCUGCCUGUCUGUCUCUCUCUCUCUGUCUCUCUUUCUCUCUGCCUGAUAGCACGGAAGCAGAGAGGCCGGGGAGACGUUACACUUGGCCUUUACUCCAAUCUCUCUCUCUCUCUCUUUAUCUAUCUAUCGAUCUAUCUAUCUGUCUCAGUCUGUUCAUAAAUAUCUAUCUAUCUAUCUCAGUCUGUUCAGAUCUAUCUCUCUAUCUGUCUAUCUAUCUAUCUGUCUAUCUAUCUAUCUCCGUGUGUAUAAGAAUUAUUUAG